Molecule: messenger RNA, 415 nt
Organism: Drosophila guanche
Lineage: Eukaryota; Metazoa; Arthropoda; Insecta; Diptera; Drosophilidae
Product: WAP, Kazal, immunoglobulin, Kunitz and NTR domain-containing protein 2-like
Exons: 2
Coding region: 1-402 (133 amino acids)
Molecular function (GO): serine-type endopeptidase inhibitor activity
Source: RefSeq, a predicted model, not a curated record
AUGAUGCAGAAUGAUUCAGCCAAGUGCCAGAGUGAUCCAACGUUGACGGGAACGUGUACAAACUAUACCAAAAAGUGGUUCUACUCCCGCAGCUACAGGGAGUGCAUCAUGUUCCAUUACGGAGGCUGUGGUCAAACGAAGAAUUUAUUCGACUCUGAAGAGCACUGCGAAUCCUUAUGCCUGGGCUUGGGUGACUACAAACAUCGUGUUGCUCCCUUAGAGAAGUGCGAUGAUGUGCCGACAGAGACGGGGCCCUGCCAGGGGGAAUUCGAGAUGUGGCGCUUUGACAAUGUUAAUCGGCAGUGCGAGUCCUUCAUCUAUGGAGGCUGCCAGGCCACAAAUAACUUUUUUGAGACUGGCAUGCACUGCGUGCUGAACUGCCUCAAACAUCACGAGUUUUAGAAUUUAAAUAUAA